AUGCACCCUACUCAGAUCCUCAGAGGCGGCGGCGAGACCCCGCUCGGCAAGCACGGCCACUUCCUUGGUGGCUGGGGCAACUUUGGUGGUCUCAAGCAGAAGGGCAUUGUCACCUACGGUCUCAGCUCCAACCGACAGAACCCCGUCGCCGGCGCUGCCCACGACGCCAUCUUCAACACCUGGAGACGGUUCAGCAAGCAGGUCCUUUACAUUGCUCCUCCCUUCGUUGCUUUCUACUACGCCAUGGAGUGGGCCAUUCACCGAAACCACUACCUGAACUCCAAGGCCGGCCGUGCCGAGUUCGGUGAUGAGGAGUAA
This is a messenger RNA of Pestalotiopsis fici W106-1, 318 nucleotides long. RefSeq names its product Cytochrome b-c1 complex subunit 8. The record is from RefSeq and is a predicted model, not a curated record. Lineage: Eukaryota; Fungi; Ascomycota; Sordariomycetes; Amphisphaeriales; Sporocadaceae. Bases 1 to 318 code for a protein of 105 amino acids. Gene Ontology annotation, biological process: mitochondrial electron transport, ubiquinol to cytochrome c. The transcript has 4 exons.